AGUUUGCUCACGCUCUCCAUCCGUUCGAAACAAGCGCGGCCUCGGAGAUUUCAAUGAGUCCACAUUACUCUUUCCCCUAACGUUCAGUUCUUCCAGUGCCGUGCUCGUAUUAAGACGUAAAAGUUGUAUUGCCCUUUGCGACGAAAGAUUCCAUUUCGAAAUUUGGAAGAAGAAGCGAAACGGUUGCAAGAAAAAAAGCGCCACUACACGAAAAAUUAACUUGUAAUAACAACAGCCAACAGCAUCAACAACAAUAACAACCCUCAACAUGUCGACCAACCGUGCUCCAAAAUCCGGAUUCGCCGCUGAAGCACAGAGAAAGAUCAACCAGAAAUACAGCGAAGAAUUGGCGGCGGAAUGCUUAGAGUGGAUCAAAGAAGUGACCGGUGAGCCCAUCAACACCUCCGGCGAUAUGGACAAUUUCUACGAGGUGCUGAAGGAUGGCGUGACGCUGUGCAACCUGGCCAACGCUAUCGAGCCCGGCUCGGUCAAGAAGAUCAACACCAGCAAGAUGGCGUUCAAGUGCAUGGAGAACAUCUCGGCGUUCCUUGAGUGCGCGAAAAAAUUCGGCGUGCCACCCCAGGAGACCUUCCAGACGGUGGACCUGUGGGAGAGACAGAACCUGAACUCGGUGGUGAUCUGCAUCCAGUCGCUGGGCAGGAAGGCUGGCAAGUACGGCAAACCAUCGAUCGGACCAAAGGAGGCGGACAAGAACGAGCGUCAAUUCUCGGACGAACAGAUGCGGGCCGGACAGACGGUCAUCUCGCUGCAGUACGGGUCCAACAAGGGCGCAACCCAGAGCGGUAUCAAUUUCGGUAACACUAGACAUAUGUAAAGAUUUUUUUUUUCUCUAUUACGUUUUCGUUUGCUAAGUUUACCAACGCGUUGAGGACAGAAAAGUUAAGUUUAAAGUAAGAACAAAGUUCAAAAAUUGUAUGGAUUAACAACGAAUACGGCAGCAUAACAUUAGGCACCAUCGGUCAAGAACCAAAACAAAAGACCUCGAACGAGGCAAAAAUCUGUGUCAAAAGCGCAAACUAUAUCAUACCCUUCAGUUUCAUCGUAGCAUUUCCGUUCAACCGCAUGUUAUAUACAAAUAACAAUUCGAAAUAUUUAGAUGAAUCACUAGCUGGGAAACAAAAUUAGAGUGCUCUUAUGAACGUAGAACGUAAUAUUCUUCUGGCAACCAACAAUCGUACCUACACCGAAAAAAAUUGUAGCGCCUUAUGUAGAUUAAAUCAUUGUUACAAACAUUCCAUCUACACUCCAGUUGUUAUAGAGCCUUACACAACAGUUACUCACACACAUUCCAGGAACUGUAUUAUAAUCUAUCAAUAUUCCAUCUGUUACAUCUAUUAGGAAGGUUUUCAAUCAUAUACGAACAAGAUUGUCAAAUAAAUAAAAUCAUAGAAUGAAAUAA
Molecule: messenger RNA, 1420 nt
Organism: Toxorhynchites rutilus septentrionalis
Lineage: Eukaryota; Metazoa; Arthropoda; Insecta; Diptera; Culicidae
Gene: Chd64
Product: myophilin
Exons: 3
Coding region: 269-835 (188 amino acids)
Molecular function (GO): protein binding
Source: RefSeq, a predicted model, not a curated record